UAUUAAAAUAAAUAAAUAUAUUUAUGUCAAGACAUUAAGGAGUUUAUAAUAUGAUCAGACAUGGCGAUUAUAUCGAUGAUGAAUAUGAUUAUGUUGAUGAUUAAUAAGAUAAUGAAGAUGAUGAAUAAUAUGCGGAUCAUAAUUUCACUAGAAGUAAUUUAAAUUAUUUAUUUUAAAGGCGAAUUGGAAAUCAUCAAUAAUCUUUAUGAUAUAUUUCAACUUGAUUUUACUCGUAAAUAAAUUAUUGAUGCAUUAUAUGAAACUGACGGAGAUCAUGAUGCAACAUUUGAAUACUUAAGUAAUAAAAUUAAAAAAACAUCAAAAUCAUAAUAAAAUUCAAAACCUUAACCUAAUAGGAAAUAAUAAUAAUAAAUAUAAUAAGUUAAAAUUGAAGACAAACCUUAACCAUUACCUUAAUUAAUAAAAUAAUCGAAUAGUAUUGAUAAAUCAAAGAAUUAAUUUCAUAUUGAAUACAAUGUUGAUGAAUUCAAUUCACCUUAUCCAAGUAUCAAAUAUAAAAAUGUUAUUCAAACCAUACCUUCUACAAGCAUUGUUAUUUUAGGUCAUGUUGAUACAGGUAAAAGUACAUUAACAGGGAAACUUCUUUAAAUAUUUAAAGCUCUAGAUGAAAAAGAAUUAAGAAAAAAUCAAAAAGAAGCUAAAAAUUUAGGAAAAGAUUCAUCUGCUCUUGCCUAUGCAACUGAUAUGACUAAAGAAGAAAAAGAAAAAGGUGUCACAAUGGAUAUGGCUUAUAAAUCUAUUGUCAUUGAUAAAAGACAAUAUAAUCUAUUAGAUUCUCCUGGACAUUAAGAUUUUGCACCUCAUUUAAUAGCAGGAGCAGCUUAAGCUGAUUAUGCCAUCUUAGUAAUAGAUACUACAAAAAAUGCAUUUGAAAAUAGUAUUAAAAGUGGUAUGUUAAGAGAAAAAUUGUAAUUAAUAAAUGCUAUGCUUAUUAAAUAAAUUAUAGUUGCUUUAAAUAAAAUGGAUCAAAUUGAUUGGGAUUAAAAAUAAUUUUAAGAGGCUAAAGAAUACAUUUAAUCUUCUGCUGCUAAAUUAGGCUAUAAUUAAUAAUAGAUUAAGUUUGUACCCAUUUCUGCAUUUCAAGGUUUAAAUUUACAAAAUAAACAUAAUAUCUAAUGGUAUUAAGGACUUACUUUGAUUUAAGAAAUUUUAAAUCUACCUCCUAUUUAAAGAAGAAAUGAUUAGGUAAUUUAAAUUAUUUAAUUUUAGCCAAUAAGAUUUACUAUAUUAAAUAGAUUUCAUUAAAAUGAAGGUAAAUUAAGAGGAACCUGUCUACUCGGUAAAUUACAUUCAGGUUAUUUGGAAAAGAAUAUAAAUUAUGUUAUUUUACCAUAAGGAAUCUUUUGUGAAGUUAAAGAAGUUGAAAAAUAAAGUGCUGAAGGAGAUAUAUUAGAAAUUAAAAUAAAAACUUUAAUUGAUUCAGAAUUUUAAAAUAUUCACAUUGGUUCAGUUUUGAGUUCAAUCGAAUAUCAUGUUCCUGUUGCAAAUAGAUUGGUAUGUUAAAUUAGUACACUUGAUCUACAAACUCCAAUUAUAAGAGGAUCAUAAUAUUUGAUGCAUUUAGGGGCCUAGAAGGUAAUAUUCAUUCUAUUUUAAGGUUGGCGUAGUUGUAAAGAAAUUAAAUCAUAUCUAUGAAGAUGAUACUUAAACAAUUAAAAAGAAAUUCCCUAGAGCUAUUGUUUCUAAUUAAUUAGCAGAAGUUGAAUUAGAGUGUGAUGGUUUAGUCUGUGUGGAAGUAUAUUCAAAUUUAGAACAAUUAAGCAGAAUUAUUUUGAGGGAGAAAUUUAAUAUUGUAGCCAUAGGGAAAGUUACUAUUAUUAAUGUAAAUUAAAAUAAGCUAAAAUAAGGAAAGAUUAUUCAUGAAUAGUAAAUUUGAUGUAUAUCAAUAUAAAUAAUAAUGGUG
Messenger RNA from Paramecium sonneborni, 1924 nucleotides. The record is from the annotation of a GenBank genome assembly. NCBI's taxonomy places the organism in Eukaryota, Ciliophora, Oligohymenophorea, Peniculida, Parameciidae.